UUCUUCUCCAACGCCGCCUAGGUUUUAACAAACAAAAACAAAAACAAAAAACAUUAUACGUAGCAAGAAAGAACCAAAAAUCCUAUGUGACAAUGGUUUCUUUUUCUUGCUCUUCAUCAUCAUCAUUAAUAAUAAUUAUUUACCUUAAAUGUUUGCUAUUCUCCGCCUCAUGCGCACGUUAGCUUCAACAGAAAGAAGAAAUAAAUCUUAAAUAUUCCCUUUUUUUGCAUCACCAUGUCAAGAUUCUUUAGAAUUGGUAGUAUUAAAAGCAUUGCACAAUCCCUUGAAAAAAGUCAGAGAAGUUCCUAUUCAGGAGAAAAGCACGGAUUGCUUCUUAGGGUUGGGAUAUGUUCUUCAAAGUACAGAUUUUAUGGGCAAUACACAUCUUCUGCUAGAGGAUACACUUCAUUUACAGGGUACAAAGUACAAAACAGUAUGUACAACUUUCACAAGAUACAGUCAGCACAUCAUGCCCGACUUGCUUGGAGGAGGUUCUUAAUGAUUUCUUUGUACAAAGGAAGAACUUUUAUGCCACUAAGUAGAAUUGCUCAAGCAGUUAGUUUGGCUUUGUGCCGCUCUGCGGUUAUUGUUCCUGGUAUAUUUGCUUUAGGGUAUGGAAAAAAUUUAGCAGCAGCAGAGGCCCUGCCAGAUAUGGACCUUUCAAGGAAUGAUUUUUAUCUACGUGCACAAGAUAGUCAUGCUUUAUUUACUCGACUAAUCCUUUCAGCAUUUGAAGGUGUUGUUCUUUUGGUGAGAGCUUUUUAUUUGGCGAUCCUGUUUUCCCCGAGCAUUGCGAUGGCUCCAUUCGCAGAAGUUCUGGGACCCACGUACCGGAAAAUAUGGCUUCAGGUUGUUCACCGGACUCUCGAAAGAGCGGGUCCCGCAUUUAUAAAAUGGGGCCAAUGGGCGGCUACGCGUCCUGAUCUAUUCCCGAGAGACCUGUGUGCUGAGCUGUCAAAGCUUCACAUGAAAGCCCCCGAACAUAGCUUCGCCUACACGAAAAAAGUGGUCGAGAAAGCUUUCGGUCGCACACUUUCCGAGAUUUUUGAGUCGUUCGAGCAGACCCCGGUAGCUUCCGGAAGUAUAGCUCAAGUACAUAGUGCUUCCUUGAAAUCUAGAUACCGUGAUCGAGAGCUUAAAAAGCCUGUGAAAGUGGCGGUAAAAGUUAGACACCCUGGAGUUGGUGAAUCAAUUAGAAGAGAUUUCGAGAUUAUCAAUAUAGUUGCAAAAUUAUCGGGGUUUAUUCCAUCGCUUAAGUGGCUUAGAUUGGACGAAAGUGUCCAGCAAUUUGCUGUCUUUAUGAUGUCACAAGUUGACCUAGCCAGAGAAGCUGCUCAUCUAAGUCGUUUUCUUUAUAAUUUUCGGAGGUGGAAAGAUGUCUCUUUCCCUAAACCUGUUUAUCCAUUAGUACAUCCGGCCGUGCUGGUGGAAACUUUCGAGGAAGGGGAAAGUGUGGCCCACUAUGUUGAUGAACUUCAGGGCCACGAGCGACUUAAGAGUGCUCUUGCUCAUAUCGGAACUCAUGCGCUUCUCAAGAUGCUUCUGGUUGACAACUUUAUGCAUGCAGACAUGCAUCCAGGAAAUAUUCUUGUCCGUGUACAACAGCACAAAUCCUCUCGGAAACGUAUCUUCAAGUCAAAGCCCCACGUGAUUUUCCUCGAUGUAGGCAUGACUGCUGAACUUUCUCAGAACGAUAAGUUGAAUUUGCUUGAAUUCUUUAAGGCUGUUGCUCGUCGAGAUGGUACCACUGCAGCUAAGUGCACUUUAAAUCUAUCAAAGAAGCAGAAUUGCCCUAAUCCAGAUGCCUUCAUUAAGGAAGUGAAAGAGUCCUUUGAUUUUUGGGGGACUCCAGAAGGAGAUUUAGUCCAUCCUGCCGACUGCAUGACACAACUACUCGAACAAGUUAGGCAUCACAGAGUGAACAUCGAUGGCAACGUCUGCACCGCGAUGGUUACAACAUUAGUCCUCGAGGGUUGGCAACGGAAACUUGACCCUGAUUAUAAUAUAAUGCACACGCUACAGACGCUGCUUCUCAAAGCUGACUGGGCAAAGGAUCUUACCUACACAAUUGAACAGGUCAUGGCUCCUUGAAAGUUCCCCUCAGCGAUCACUUAUGUUACUGCAAAAGAAACGCCUCACGACUCGUGAUAUACAACACACAAAUGUAUAUUUUAGCCCCAAGAGACCAAAAUCAUGUCUAGUUUACUUUUUAACCAUUUAGCUAGCCACACAUCUGUCUCACAAGAUUUUGUUAGGGAAAAAUUUCUCUAUAUAUAUUGAUCACGCAUAAUACUGACCUCUGGAGCUUAACACUUGCGGCAACAAUGGCGAAAGGAAGUGCUAUCUUCCUAAGUUAAUUCAUUACUUUUUUCGUUUCCAUUUUUUUUUCUUUUCUUAUAUAGUUUUUUCUUUAGGGAAAAAAGAGAAGAUGUUAGAUUUUGUUCGGAUCGCUGCAGUUUUCCCCUAAAUGUAUGUAAUUCUUCUAGUUGCUGUUGUGCUUAUUUUUCCAUACUAGACAGAAAAAGCCAAUUUUGUGUGAAGCUGUUAAUGUUGGUUGCUAUUGUUAAGGUAUUGAAAGAACAAAACGUAUAUAUGAGUUGUGUCUUUUUUGUUUAUA
This is a messenger RNA of Lycium ferocissimum, 2617 nucleotides long. RefSeq lists its product as uncharacterized. The transcript has 5 exons. Lineage: Eukaryota; Viridiplantae; Streptophyta; Magnoliopsida; Solanales; Solanaceae. Bases 235 to 2091 code for a protein of 618 amino acids. The record is from RefSeq and is a predicted model, not a curated record.